AUGACGUCGCUCGAUACAAUCGCAUUCCCAUGUGAUGAGGUGGACAAUCUCCGCAUACAAACGCUCAUCACCACACGGCGGCGGUCACUCAGUACAUCCAGCACAGUCUCUACGGAUUCGGAGACUGCCUCCCCUCUGCCCACGCCUCGACAGGUGCCUAGUUCUCUCCGAGCAUGUCCUGCGCGCGCACCAUGCCUUAAGCGCAACACGUCGGCCCCUCAGCCCAGCAUUUACAGCAUCAAAAGCAUCAGCGGCGCCGGCCAGCAGCCUCGCACCGUUGCUGAAACAGACGACGGCGAGGAUUCUGGCAAGUCAAUGGGUGGCGUCCAGAGAUCUCGCGCCGGUGAUUUAGUGUUGCCGAGUCUUCCUGCGGUCACCACCCCACUCUGUUCGUUCGCCCCACCUCGGUCGUUCUGUGCGGCUCCCCCUGCCAGGACCGUGCGAUUCUGCGACUCGCCCCCGGAACGUGGGCUAACGCACAGCGGAAAGCACUACGACCGUCGACCUAUCAAGUGUACUCAAGGUGGUAGUGCAAAUGAUCUCAGCCUUCAUAGGACCUCAACGGUUGGAGAUGGAGACGAAGAAGAGGGCGCCAACGAAGAAGGAGAAGGCAUUCCAAUGGCCCAGCGCAGCGCGGGCAAGACCCGAUGGAGCGGUCUCAAAAACGGAUGCGUCAUUGGCAGCGCUCUCGGCGCUGAUAAUGCUGCGGCAUCUCGAAUGCCGGAGGCACUAUCAGAUCCCAACGUCUGCAAGCUGCCGUCGCACAGUGUGCACUCUCUCGGGCGCCUGUCCAAUUCUGGCAUUGGUGGGCUGGCAAGAACUCAGCCUGGUGGAGGCAACUCUGACCUUUUGUCACACAAUGCUGACGGUGAAGAGGAAGAAGACGCGGAAGAGUCGAGCGCAGAUGACAGUGAAGAGACCGCAACGCCAACCGUGCGCUUUUCGGAGGUUCUCGCCGCGUUGAAGAAUAGUCCCGAUGCUACACCAAGGCAGAGUCCAGCAGUGCGCAUCAGAUGGGAGACCUGUGAAUCUUAUUUCAGCGUUCCUGCCAUCAACGCGUCAAGUUCUGAUGACGAGACGCCGCAGACAAUGACGGCAGCCGUCGAGGCUAAACAUUCCGGAGAGGAGUGCACGCCUACCACGACCAGCCCUUCAGGCAAUGAUUCCCGUGCUCCGUCGCAGCAGAGUGGACAUCCGCGUGAGGCUAGUCCACGGACAAGUCCACUAGCGAGCCCCUCUGCUGAGAGAAGAGAGGUGGUCGAAACACCUUCAGCAGCACCUCCGCGUUCGUCUUCCACAGUGCGAAAGUCAUCGCUCUCUCCAAGUGCUAUGGAGACACGCCAUCCUCAGCCGCCCGCCGUACUUGCCUCCACCGCGUCAUUUGCAGCCUCGCUCAACGCGCUCGGUUUGGCAUCGCCGACGGAUGUGAGCGAAGGUAGCACCAUGUCGUCGUCUAGCAGUCUCAGCGGCAGCCACGGAUGCUUUACGAUGGACUCGUCCCCCAUGUCCUCUAGGUGCUCGAGUGUUGAUCCUUGGAGCGGGAUCAGCAGCGAUGAGAUGGAAGGCGCUCAUCUUGACAGCCCGACAGGCUGCGGAUGGGGUAGCAGCAGCUGUACGAGUCCAGAUCUUUGCCCAGUCGACGUAACAAAGGCUCUGGCUGCGCAUGCACAGCAAUCCCACCGUCAAGACCCGUCGAUGACGCCGCAGCAGCGACAGAUGCGACGAGCAGGAAAGCGGUCCAGCAGCCCGUCCCCAGCAGCCAGUCCGAGCGGUGGUGCUGAUCGCCCCGUGCUACCCGCUGUCGGCGACGCUCCCAACUCUGCGGUGUUAGAUGCAGACAGGAUGCAUCUCGGACUACACUCGGCAUCGAUCAGGUCGAGGAGAGCCGCAAGCCGUCUGUCCACCGAAGCGAGCUCGUCGGCUUCAGCAAAGACGUCUCCCGUCAUCUUGCCAUUAUUAAGCAUUUCUCCGAUCGACUCUGCUCCCGCAUCACCUGCCUUGGAAGCUCAAGCAGACGCGCCUCUCGAUGAGAGGAUAUCGCCCACCAAGAAGGAGCGAAGCACGUCACGGGAAAGUGGGGAUGGGAAACCAUCUGGCGGCGCAAGACGCAAAUCAUCUGGCGCAGGCGGUGGGCCUGGCACCAAGACCAAAAAGUCUGGAGGACGCGUGUCCAACGGAUCGGCAUUCUCUGGAGACUGCUCAUUCGGCGGCGACGAGGGAUGUCUAGGAGGUUUCUGA
Messenger RNA from Ceraceosorus bombacis, 2238 nucleotides. The record is from the annotation of a GenBank genome assembly. Lineage: Eukaryota; Fungi; Basidiomycota; Exobasidiomycetes; Ceraceosorales; Ceraceosoraceae.